Messenger RNA from Chrysoperla carnea, 562 nucleotides. It is a transcript of the gene Tcs6, whose product is annotated as EKC/KEOPS complex subunit Lage3. Gene Ontology annotation, cellular component: EKC/KEOPS complex. Bases 133 to 423 code for a protein of 96 amino acids. The transcript has 3 exons. The record is from RefSeq and is a predicted model, not a curated record. Lineage: Eukaryota; Metazoa; Arthropoda; Insecta; Neuroptera; Chrysopidae.
UCAUUGAAAUAAUAAAACUAAAAAUUUUUAUCUUCAAGUGUAAAAUAGAAUAUUAGCUCUACAAAAUUUACCAUAACAAAGAUGUGGUAUAAUAACAUGAAAUAUUAAAAAAAUAGUUUUUUUUUUUAUAAAAUGAUGGAAAAUAAAAAUUAUUUAAUUGAGGUUAGUUUACCAUUCCCAAAUCCACGUUUAGCUCAAAUUGCGUUCGAUGUUUUAAGAGUUGAUCUUGAGCCGAAAAGAAGUACUGCCAAAAAAGAAUUUCUGGUUGAAACCAAUCAUUUGAAACUUAAAUUAUCAGCACCUGAUGCUCGGCAGCUGCGUGUAGCUUUAAACGGUUUCUUUGAUAAUAUAAAAUUAAUACUCCAAACAAUGGAAUUAACUGGAUCACCACUUAGUGAAAGUUAUUCGCAUUAUUUUGGUUGAAAUUGAUUAGUACCUAUGUGUAGUUAUAAUGCCCGAACAUACACCGUGCCCAACGUUUAAUCGGGCAGUUUAUGGAUUUGUGCUUUAUUUAACAUUAAAGACUCUUUUUGUUAUAUAUUUGUUAUGGAUUUUUAUACCA